Molecule: messenger RNA, 2301 nt
Organism: Laetiporus sulphureus 93-53
Lineage: Eukaryota; Fungi; Basidiomycota; Agaricomycetes; Polyporales; Laetiporaceae
Product: Metallo-dependent phosphatase
Exons: 13
Coding region: 7-2181 (724 amino acids)
Biological process (GO): nucleotide catabolic process
Molecular function (GO): hydrolase activity
Source: RefSeq, a predicted model, not a curated record
AAGACCAUGUCUGUCGUCCUGCCCAUCCUCCAUUUCAACGAUGUGUAUCGUGUCCAGCCGUUCAGAGUCUCGCCUGAUUCACCUGAGACCAUUGACGUGACGCAAUGGGCUGCGAUGCUCGAUGACAUUCGUGACGGGUGGCCUGUGAGGCCUGACGGCAAACGCGACGGCCUUGUCUUGUUCUCCGGAGACGUGUUCUCGCCAUCUGUGGAGAGCUCAGUUACGCGAGGAAGCCACAUGGUUCCUGUCUUGAAUGCGAUCGCGCCAGAUGUUGCCUUGACAGGCAAUCACGAUUUCGAUUUCGGAUACCCUCACUUGACAAAUCUGAUCAACGACACAAACUUCCCAUGGCUGCUGAGCAACAUCAUAGACAUAAAUACCGGUCGUGUGCCCGAAUGCACGCAUGAAUUCCAAGUGCUUGAACGUAGAGGCGUCCGUGUAGGAGUGAUCGGGCUUGUGGAGAAAGAGUGGAUCGGCACAGUGUCCUCGUGGCCGGAGAACUUCGAAUACAGAAACAUGGCCGAGGUCGGCAUUGAACUCUCGAAACGUCUUCGAGACCCGGACGGAGAGCACAAAUGCGAUAUUGUGAUCGCGCUGACACAUUCACGGGUACCGAAUGAUAUCGCCCUCGCGAAGGCACUCCACGCACUCUCCCCCGCCUUCCAGCAGAAGACGCCCAUCAACAACAUGCAUGGCGUCGACAUCAUCCUCGGCGGGCACGACCACCUCUACUACAUCUCACGUGGGGUAACCGCGUGGGAGGGAUAUGACACCACGCACAGCGUGCUCGGCGCAGAGGCGGAUGAGGGCGACGUUCUCAUCGUCAAGACCGGCUGCGACUUCCGCGACCUCAGCGAGUUCGCGCUAACGCUCGUGGACACACCCCCGAGCAGUGUGCGGAGGAAGGUGAUAAAGGAAAUUAGGGGGAAGCGACAUCAGACGAAGCCGGGCUCGAAGAAGAAUCAGCGAAUCGCGAACUUGCUGAAGGAUAUCCUCGCAUCGGUAUCGGAUGCAUUGAAAAAGCCGGUGUGCAAGACGGAUGUGGUGCUCGACCUACGGUCAGAGCUGAUCCGCACGCGGGAGACUGCCUCCGCGAACUGGUUCGCGGACGUUCUCCGGCACGCUUAUGACGAGAUGCCCCAAAUGAACGGCGGUUCCGACGGAGUGUUCAUCUGCGCUGGUACGCUACGCGGGGACAGCAUGUAUGGCCCUGGUACCAUUGCCCUUGGCAAUAUUUUGGAGAUACUUCCUUUCGAGGACUCUGUUGUCGUCCUCGAGCUAGAUGGCGAGACUAUCUGGGCUGCCCUUGAGGAGUCACUGGAGACAUGGCCCGCGCAGGAAGGACGUUUCCCAGUCAUCUCAGGCUUCCGUGUAUCCUGGGACUCGCGCCGCCUACCUGGCGAACGCGUUCUCGGCGUAUGGUUGCUCCAGGAGCUCUCAGGAAGUGCAAGCACGAGUGCCUCGCCCACGCCCACUCCGUCUGCAACGUCAUCUAUGACCAGCUUGCAGUCAAUACAAUCGACGGCCAGCGGCGCCGCCUCGCCUGCGUACAUGCUCGUCGACGGCGAGCCGAUCCCUCGCUCCAAGAAGGGGCGCAAGUACCGCAUGGUGACCCGCGAGUAUAUGGCGGAGGGCUAUGACGGGUUCGAAGCCCUCAAAGGACAGAAAUAUCUGGUGGAUGAUGAGAGUGGACAGCUCAUGAGCGCGUUAGUGCGCAAGUACUUGCUUGGUUGCCGCUACGUGAAUCGCAUGUCACGUCUCAGCAUCAGCGACGAAGCGGAGCCGCAGCCGACGCUGCAUCCUGACACGCAAAACAUCAUCAUGCGCGAGAGAGCCCGACAAGAGCGCUAUGAACGAAACUCGCAAACGCAACCUCCUAGUCGUUCUGGUUCAGAACACCACUUGCACCAUCACCAUCAUUUAGGCAUCGCAAACAAGUGGCGACAUGCUGCGCGGCUUGCACUGCGUUGGUCGCGAGCGCAUUACCAGGAUCACUUCGGCGUGUCACUAAGGGAACACAUGAGCGGCGUCGAUACUUUUGACGGGAACAGAGUCAGAAAGGGAAUGGCUUCGCAGAGAGGUCCCACGAGGGGAGAUGAUGGAGGAGAAGGUGAAAAUGAAGACCUUGCAGUGAUCCAUCCAGUCGUGGAUGGAAGGCUCAAGGAUGAAGGACGGACAUGAACAUCAUCACUGAAGGUAGUGGAGGUCUCUUCUCGCAGCGAAGAAUCAAGUUACUGAUUCGCACGACUAGAACGUUCGACUGCGGAAAAAUGUACAACCAACACAGACCGAUGAAAGCUC